AUGGUCGCAAUAUUUUUUAUCAUAUCCGGGUUCGCACUAUCUAUAAAAAGUGUGAAGACCUUGAAAGGACUCACAUCGUUCGAGAAUGGCCAUGCACUAUCAAAAGACCUUGCGAGUUCUGUUUGCAGACGGUACCUUCGUUUGGUCUUGCCUUGCGCAGGAAGUUUCCUUAUGGUUGGCCUGUUCGCAUCAGCUGGGUGGUUUGAAGCAGUACCGUAUAACAGAGAAAACGAAACUUGGUUACGUGGUGGGAUGAUCAGUCCUCGAGCACCGAUGCAAGAGAGUUUUUACAAACAGGCCAUCUGGGUUUUGGGUGACUAUUACAAAUAUGCAGUAGAUGUUGUUCUUUUCAAUGACUCUAUUGGGUAUAGAUGGGAAACGAACUCUCAUCUUUGGACGAUUCCAAUGGAAUUCCGCGAAUCAUUAUACGUAUUCCUAAUGAUCCUCGGCCUAUCGAACUUCAAGCGUUGGGCACGGGUGAGGCUAGUCCUACCUCUCUGUGUGGUUAUAGGGUUAUACAACGGCAGCUGGCAGUUUGCGCUCUUUAUGCUGGGAUUCCUUCUUGCCGAAAUACAUGCGACAUUGGAAGAUGAUGAAAACUACCUAUCCCUCGGUACACCAAACGGCACAAAGAAGUCUGUCUAUGAUAGACACCCGCGAGUCUUUUCAUUCUUAAAAGUAACAGCUCUCACCGUCGGAUUAUAUCUCGGCUCUUACCCAAUCCGUGCACCACUCCCACACGAAGCCUCGGGAUUCUCCUUACUAACCGCUUGGACGCCCCCAAGCCAUGUCUAUACGGAGAACCAUGGACCAGUCUACUUUUGGGCCGGGGUUGGGGCAGGAAUGAUUGUCGCCUCCAUAGUCUUCCUCCCGGUUAUUCAAAAGCUUCUCUGCUCGGGAGUUUGUCAGUAUCUCGGCCGGAUAUCAUUUUCUUUGUACCUGGUUCACGGACCGCUGCUUCAGUCGCUAGGGUAUAGCCUUCUAUUAGCGACAUGGGGGGUAGUGGGGGUUGGAAAGCUGUUCGACUCUGAACGUAGUCCCAACGACCCAACGGACAAAGACGUACAGAAUUUAGAAAAUUGGAAGAUUGUGACUACAUGGUUUGUAUUUGCAAUCAAUACGACAGUUACAAUUUGGGUAUCGGAUAUCUUUUGGAGGGCUUUUGACGCUCCCAGUGUCAAAUUUACUCGCUGGCUGGAGAAGAAAUUCAUAUGA
Molecule: messenger RNA, 1215 nt
Organism: Orbilia oligospora ATCC 24927
Lineage: Eukaryota; Fungi; Ascomycota; Orbiliomycetes; Orbiliales; Orbiliaceae
Exons: 2
Coding region: 1-1215 (404 amino acids)
Biological process (GO): polysaccharide biosynthetic process
Cellular component (GO): membrane
Molecular function (GO): acyltransferase activity, transferring groups other than amino-acyl groups
Source: RefSeq, a predicted model, not a curated record